Messenger RNA from Jaculus jaculus (lesser Egyptian jerboa), 1315 nucleotides. It is a transcript of the gene Mmp24os, whose product is annotated as MMP24 opposite strand. The record is from RefSeq and is a predicted model, not a curated record. The transcript has a single exon. NCBI's taxonomy places the organism in Eukaryota, Metazoa, Chordata, Mammalia, Rodentia, Dipodidae. The coding region runs from base 13 to 174 and encodes 53 amino acids.
UCCGGACACACCAUGGGCGCUCAGCUGUGCGGCGGCCAGGACGCCCCCGAGCCGGAGCAGCCGCAGCCCCAGACGCCCGAAGGGAAAGGGCCGCCUCGGCCCGAACCGGAGCCCGGCGCCUGGGGGCCGCUGGACGACGUGCGCUUUCUGAUCGCCUGCACCCCCUGGUACUGACCCGGAGAGGCCCCGCGGCCCUGGUCUUUCACACCGGCGCCCGGAGAUGGGCCGGAUCCGGCAGGGUUGCGAGGACUGGAAGUCCGGCGGAGCUGCCCAGUGGCACCGGCUCCCCCAACCCCGAACUUGUUCCCGCCCCCGCCAGCACCCAAGCCCAGCUCCGACUUCGAGCCCUCCAGCGCUGCGUGCCCUGGGGCGAUCUCCCUUAGCCAGAAGCACAUGCCAGCCGCCUGCUGAGCCGCGUGGCUGUUGAACUUGGCUCCUGCCCGACCCUCAGGGUCAUGGCUCCCUGUGCCCUGACUCCGAAGAAGUCUGCCACAGUGACCCUCCCAGUGCUCCUAAGGUGGUUGCUGCUUCCCAAGGCUUUGGAGAAGACAAGCAUCUGAUUGCUGGCUGGAAUGAUGAUGCAUGAGAAAACUCCAGUGCACCCCUUCAUGAAGCUUCUUAAGGUCACGGAACCCCAUCUUCAUUCCCACACCCCAGGAAAAUGACACACACUGUGUUUCUGUUUUAUUUAGAAAUGAUUUAAAAAACAUUAUACAAAGGCUGAUCAGUUUAAAAUGUGACCGACACUGAAAUGCAGUGAUUGUCCCCCAGGCUGAGGGGAGGCUGAGCUCUGGGGCCCCCAGGGUUUUGCCCCUCUGUCUGACUGCCCUGACCUGGGGGCGGGGGUGAUGGACAAACAGAUGACCACAGGCAGGAGAAUCCAAGAUCGGAAGCCUCUAGGCUGAGCCCUCUCCGGGCCCGGCCCUGCAUCCCUCACGUCUGCAGCCUGGGCUGCCUGCCUCCAUCUCCUGCUCUUUCUCAGCUGGCCUUGGAGUCCCAGGAGCCAACAGGGAGCCUAGAGCUUUCAAGAAGUGAGAGCACCAACCUGAGGAGAGGGACCAGGAAGUGGGGGAGGGAGGCCAGGAAGAGAGGAACAAAAAGAGACACUUAUCUCAGACCCUAGAGAGGCCCACAGAUGGGGACCCAGCAAGACCCAGCCAGGCCACACGAUGGCGGGAGCGUGUUAAGAAAACCUCUCUGGGCUCUGUCUGAGGGCACAGCACAAUGGGCGUCACCCUUGGUCUCCCAGGGCCUACUGCAGGUUUCGUGUGAGUGGACAGGUGUGAGCUAAUAAAGUGCUUUGCAAAGUAUAAAA